Carica papaya (papaya) is the source of this 661-nucleotide messenger RNA. RefSeq lists its product as uncharacterized. Lineage: Eukaryota; Viridiplantae; Streptophyta; Magnoliopsida; Brassicales; Caricaceae. The record is from RefSeq and is a predicted model, not a curated record.
UCUUCUCUCACUGUUCUUCCCCUCAUCGUUCUGGAUCAGCUUGGCAGUUUUACGAUAACAACGGAAGCGAUCCAGCCGUCUCAGUCGCUCUCCUGCUAGAUCCAUUACUUGAACCGAUUCCUGCGCUCCUGUAAACGUAAGACAGAGAGGGGAGAUGGCGGCAAUAACAAGCGCGUUGAUAGCAAUAGCAGGGGUGGUGUUGGGUUGGAUAGCGAUCGAGCUCGCUUGCAAGCCUUGUCUAGAAAAGGGCCGGGAAGCCAUCGACCAAUCCCUCAACCCUGAUUACGACCCUGAUGAUGUUGCUGUUUCCACCGCCGUCCGCGCCCCUCUCAACCCUAAUUCUUCUCCGGAUCUUGACGACAUUGCUCCCGUUCCUUCUCCUGCUCCCUCAAAUCCAAUCAAAUCCGUUUGAUCAUCCUCCCCUUGUAGUCCUUUGCCCGUUUCCUUGUCACUUUUUAUAUGUCUUCUCCUUGUCUUCUUUGUUCUUAUUUUUCUUUUGAAUCAUUACUUUUGUUGUGUGUGAGUGCCGGUCUGAUUACUUGUUAUUGGGUCUUCUUGUAGCAUUUGAAACACUUGUUUUGGUUGUAUUUGUUAAAAAUAAAUGUAUUGAAACGUUGAUGUAAAAGAAAGCACCUUUUUACUGUUUUCACUAAUUCGGAAA